AGAUAAAUUUUAUCGAGAUAUCAUUGAGAUCUAUUAUCAGAAGCACCCCCAUUCAAGUUGUCAACCAUGGUCGUGAUCUCCGACGCCGCAACUACACCGCUUGUAACCGUUCCGGAGUCAUGGAACCUCGUGAAGCACAUGUCGUGGUGAUAUACUCAUAUAAGCCAAAGCCCAAAGGUCGAAUAAGAGAUUGAGUAUUUCCAACCUUCAAGGUUGAAUACCUUACCUACCUGGCCAUACCCUUCGACAAGAUGUCUUGCACAGAGGGCCGAGAUGCUGAUUUAGAGUUACAAGAACAACCGCAGAUUCUUGUAACCCAUAACGAAGUAUCUUUGGAAAGAGGACCAUCCCAGGAACUAAAGCCCGUCGACGGGGGUCGAGAUGCUUGGACAGUCCUCAUAGGCGGCCUGAUCUUCGAAGCAUUCUUCUGGGGGUACCCGGUCUGCUUCGGAGUCUUCCAAAACUACUACACCAACCAGCCCGAAUUCCGGGAUUCGAGCUCCGACAUCGCGCUCAUCGGCACGCUCGCGCAGGGCCUGGCAAGUCUCGGAGCCCCCUUCUCCGCCAUGCUCACCAAGCGGUUUCCCAAGUAUCAGCAGCAUCUGAUCUGGAUCGGGUGGCCGGUGACUAUCGGCGGGCUCGUCGCAGCCUCGUUCUCGACAUCGGUCGGCGGGCUGAUUGGCACGCAAGGAGUCAUGUAUGGCGUCGGCUUCGUGAUCCUGAGUUAUCCCAUCAUCAACAUGAUCAAUGAAUGGUGGGUGGCGCGUAAGGGCAUGGCCUUUGGGCUCAUUUCUGCCUCGUCUGGCGUAACCGGCGCUUUCCUGCCCUUCCUCAUCGAGUACCUGCUCAACAAGUACGGGUGGAGGACCACGCUGCGCAUAAGCGCCGUAGCGCUGGCCAUGCUUACGGGCCCGCUAGUGCCGCUAUUUAAACCAAGACUCCCCCCAUCCGAGAGCGCCGUGCUGGCGAAGACUAACUGGGCUUUCCUAAAACGCCCGCUCUUCUGGAUCUAUGCGCUUGCCAUCCUUAUCCAGGGAUUGGGGUUCUAUUUCCCCUCCGUAUUCCUGCCGUCUUACGCGGCUUCGGUCGGCAUUCCAGCAGUGAGCGGCGCCUCGCUAUUGGCUCUCAUGUCUGUCGCACAGGUUCUCGGGCAGUUUGCCUUCGGAUACCUAUCUGACAAGACGCUACCGGUCAGUCUAUUGACGAUUGUAUGUUGCGUCGCGGCAUCGUUGGCCUCGUUGACGUUCUGGGGGCUAGGCAAAUCAGUAGCCUUGCUAGCCGUUUUCAGCCUCCUGUACGGGUUCUUCGGCUACGGCUUCAGCACGAUGCGGGUGGCGAUGGGGCGCGCAGUCAGCGACGACCCGUCCAUCGUGGUGUCGACAUAUUCGAUAUUUGUCUUCUUGCAGGGUAUCGGAAACAUUCUCGUCGGCCCUCUUAGCUCAGCGUUGAUGACUCCGUCGACGGAGCGAGGUCAUUUUGCGGCGGGAAAAUACGGCGGCGUGGUUAUAUUAACGAGUUCGUCGUACUUCUUGGCUGCGUUGGUUAUUGGAGGAUGGCAUGGUUAUCAGCGCUUAUUCAGUACGAUAACUCGGUAGUAUAACGUGGUCUAUCUGGCGUGUCUGGCUAUUCGCAUGUGCCGCGUGUAUGUCGAUGCAACGCGGAGCUGCAAGAGUUGGAGCUGCAUCGGAGCUAUAUUGAAGCUACACAAGUGCUCGUCGCACUCGAUGGUUGCUGACUGCGCCUCCCUCCGCGAGAGACUAGUCCAGACGAGUCUAGGCUUAAAUGGGACCACGCGCG
Molecule: messenger RNA, 1797 nt
Organism: Annulohypoxylon truncatum
Lineage: Eukaryota; Fungi; Ascomycota; Sordariomycetes; Xylariales; Hypoxylaceae
Product: MFS general substrate transporter
Exons: 2
Coding region: 252-1595 (447 amino acids)
Biological process (GO): transmembrane transport
Cellular component (GO): fungal-type vacuole membrane
Molecular function (GO): transmembrane transporter activity
Source: RefSeq, a predicted model, not a curated record